This is a messenger RNA of Babesia microti strain RI, 1518 nucleotides long. RefSeq names its product Protein tyrosine kinase. The record is from RefSeq and is a predicted model, not a curated record. Gene Ontology annotation, molecular function: calcium ion binding; ATP binding; calmodulin binding. The coding region runs from base 1 to 1518 and encodes 505 amino acids. Lineage: Eukaryota; Apicomplexa; Aconoidasida; Piroplasmida; Babesiidae. Gene Ontology annotation, cellular component: cytoplasm; nucleus. Gene Ontology annotation, biological process: intracellular signal transduction; peptidyl-serine phosphorylation; protein autophosphorylation. The transcript has 7 exons.
AUGGGUACUGCAGAAUCUAAGCUUCGUAGUCCUAAUAAUACCGGACGUACUGCGCCUAAAUCUAGCAAUAGGUCUAUGAACAAAUAUGGCAGGAGUGACCGACUAAUAGUCAAGCCAGGGAUGUUUGUUCAAAAUCACAAUUCAGUUUUUUCCGAGAAUUACAAAGCCAUAAAAUUACUGGGUAAGGGCUCAUUUGGGGAAGUUUUGCUCUGUUGCAAUAGGUCUACUGGUAUGCAAUGCGCGGUAAAAAUUAUCUCCAAAGGCAAUGUAAAAAGGACUUCAGACCGCGAGUCGUUGCUAAGGGAGAUAGAAUUGCUUAAGGAGCUUGACCAUCCGCAUAUUAUGAAAUUGUUUGAAUUUUUCGAGGAUAGGGGGUAUUAUUAUUUAGUCACCGAAUACUACUCCGGUGGCGAAUUGUUUGAUGAGAUAUCAGCAAGGAAGAGAUUUAACGAAUUUGACGCUGCAGUUAUUAUUAAACAGGUGUUAAAUGGUAUAAAUUAUAUGCACAAACACAAUAUCGUACAUAGGGAUUUGAAACCAGAGAAUUUGGUUUUGGAGAGUAAAAAUGAUAUUAAACGCAUAAGAAUCAUUGACUUUGGACUCUCCACUCAUUUUGACGUGGAUAAAAAAAUGAAGGAUAGGAUUGGAACUGCAUACUACAUUGCCCCGGAAGUGCUUAAAGGCACGUACAAUGAGAAAUGUGAUAUAUGGUCUACAGGUGUCAUUUUGUACAUUCUUCUUUGUGGAUAUCCACCUUUUAAUGGCCCCAAUGAAAAUGAAAUUAUUAAAAAAGUAACUGCAGGGAAGUUUAGCUUCAGUGGUCAGCAAUGGAGCAGGGUUUCUGAUGGCGCCAAGAAUCUUAUUGAGAAAAUGCUUACAUUUAACCCAUAUACUAGGAUCUCUGCUGAUAAGGCUUUACUUCACCCUUGGUUAUGCAAGCACACAAAGGAUGACCCUACCAAUUUACCUCUACUCGAAAACACAAUUAAAAACAUUCGUAGCUUUCACUAUACUCAUAGGCUCGCUCAAGCUGCACUAUUAUACAUAGGCUCUAAGUUAAUGUCUAAAGAUGAGACGAGAGAUCUAACCGAUAUUUUUAAGAAAAUGGACAAGAAUGGGGAUGGCCAAAUAGAUCGUGAUGAAUUGAUUUCAGGGUAUAAGGACUAUGCCAGAUUGAAAAGAGAUGUAAAUUUUAAGGAGGAAAUGGUGGAGGAGUAUGUAGAUAAUAUUCUGCUCCAGAUAGAUUUUAAUAAAAACGGUUUUAUUGACUAUUCAGAAUUCAUCACUGUGGCCGCAAACUACAGCAGCCUGACAUCUAAUGAUAAACUGGAAGAAGCAUUUAAGUUGUUUGAUGCGGAUAAAUCGGGUAAAAUUUCUUCAAAGGAACUGUCCAACGUUUUUGGUGUUAGUUAUCUUGAUCCUGUUGUGUGGAAGAAUAUAUUACAGCAAGUGGAUUUGAAUCGUGAUGGUGAAAUCGAUUUCAUCGAGUUCAAGGCUAUGCUCAGAAAAUUCCGUUAA